This is a messenger RNA of Nicotiana tabacum (common tobacco), 942 nucleotides long. RefSeq lists its product as uncharacterized. Gene Ontology annotation, biological process: photosystem I assembly; response to photooxidative stress. Gene Ontology annotation, cellular component: chloroplast thylakoid membrane. Lineage: Eukaryota; Viridiplantae; Streptophyta; Magnoliopsida; Solanales; Solanaceae. The record is from RefSeq and is a predicted model, not a curated record.
AUGCCUUCAUUCAUGGAUAUUCAAGUAGCAAAUGAAUAUGAUUUCCCUAUCUCACUUCACACAAAUGACAAACCCAAAUCUUUUGAUCCCAUAACAAUUCCUCUCCCUUUUCCACCAUCAAAGAAGUUCUUAAGCAACAGCCUUCCAAAUUCAGCAACCUCAUCACCAAAAUUUGCAUCAAAUUUAUCCAAAAAGAAAGGGAAAAACCAACCUUCUCCUCUCUCUAACAACCCUUUGGCUAGGCAGCAUUCUGUGGCGCUAGCAAAUCUCGAACGGCUGAAAGAAAACCACUUGCGCAGGAGCAUGUCAUUGGGUGUAGAAAGAUCAAGAUCAAGCGCGCCACCGGAAAAAUCUGUUCUUGGGUUGACAAAAGUCAAUAGUGUUAAACAUGUUGAGGAAAGCAAAGUUAGCAGAGUUCACAAAUCUAGUGGUGGUGGUGAAGAUAAAGUGGAGUCUUAUGAGGAGAAGUUUAAGUGUGGGGCUAUGUGUUUGUUUAUUCCUGGUAUUGGAAAAGCAAAACAAGUAAAAGCCAGAAGGGAAGAAACUGGAAUAUGUGAUAAUAUGGGAGACAAUGUUUCAAGGAAAGUGUCAUUGGAGAAAUUUGAAUGUGGAUCAUGGACAUCAUCAGCUAUAAUCAACUCAAGUGAAGAUGAAGAAAAUGAGUCCAAUCUCUUCUUUGAUCUACCAAUGGAACUAGUCAGAUGCAGUGUGAGUGACACUCAUUCCUCAGUGACAACAGCAUUUGUUUUUGAUAAGGAGCCAAAAGGGGUCCUGAAGAACACCACAGCAAAAAUAACUGAUAGAAAAUCCGAUGAGUCGAGACGCCAUGUUCGGUUUUUUACAUCGUCCCCUGACUCUGACUCGCCCAAUUCCUGCGUAACUCCUCGCCUUCACAAGGCGAGGGAAGAUUUCAAUGCCUUCCUAGAAGCCCAAUGUGCAUGA